AUGCCACCAAUCCACAUUCUCUUCGCCUGCUUCUCCCUCAUCCUCCAAGCUUCGCAGGCACAAUUCGUUGUGGGCUCAACCAAUCAAGGAGUCGGUAGCGUCAAUGGUGCUUCUGCAUUUAACACCACCACCAACACCACGGAUACCGAAGGCGACAACGACUACAGUGAUCCAGUCAUUGUAGAGUGCACUGACUACAAACGCAAAGCACUCCCUGAAGCGGAUCUCUGCAUUUCUGCAGUCCAGAAAAUACCGAAAGACGCAGACACGAGAACCUUCACACAACCAGGGGAUUUUCCGUUCCACUACGACAACGAAAAGUGCCAGGUCUCAAUAGAGCUAGUGACUGACGGUCAAGAGCGGGCGUCAUAUUUAGACAUCGUCCUCACGGUCAUGCAAAUGGCUGGAGGCUGUCUAAGAUCAGAAGCGGACACCGGUCGAAUUAUGAGGACGGGAGGGGCGUUGAGGGGUAUUGGGCAGAAUAAUCGGAUGGUGCUCAAGAUUGGGAAACCAGGAGAGAUGCCAGAUACUCCUGAACUCCCUAGGCAGGGGGCUUGA
Bacidia gigantensis is the source of this 558-nucleotide messenger RNA. RefSeq lists its product as uncharacterized. The coding region runs from base 1 to 558 and encodes 185 amino acids. The record is from RefSeq and is a predicted model, not a curated record. The transcript has a single exon. NCBI's taxonomy places the organism in Eukaryota, Fungi, Ascomycota, Lecanoromycetes, Lecanorales, Ramalinaceae.